AUGGUCGCGAAGGUGGAAGUAGACGCUGCGAAGAAGGAGGAGAUGGAGAAGGUGGUGGUCGAAGAUGGAUCUGAUGAUUCUGAUGAUGACGCACCUCGUCUAGAUUGUGAGCUGACGGAGGAGCAGAAGAAAGUGGCAGAGGCGGCUGGACUUGCAGAUCAAAUGGAUAAGCAAGUGAAACAAAGCCUCUCUGAGAAGAAGGCUCGCAAGUUCUUCUCAAAGUUGGGCUUGAAACCGGUGACUGGUGUCUCAAGAGUGUGCAUU
Molecule: messenger RNA, 264 nt
Organism: Haemonchus placei
Lineage: Eukaryota; Metazoa; Nematoda; Chromadorea; Rhabditida; Trichostrongylidae
Source: the annotation of a GenBank genome assembly